This is a messenger RNA of Penicillium pulvis, 1752 nucleotides long. RefSeq names its product C6 zinc finger domain protein. The transcript has a single exon. Gene Ontology annotation, molecular function: zinc ion binding; DNA-binding transcription factor activity, RNA polymerase II-specific. Gene Ontology annotation, biological process: regulation of DNA-templated transcription; response to xenobiotic stimulus. The coding region runs from base 1 to 1752 and encodes 583 amino acids. NCBI's taxonomy places the organism in Eukaryota, Fungi, Ascomycota, Eurotiomycetes, Eurotiales, Aspergillaceae. The record is from RefSeq and is a predicted model, not a curated record.
AUGUCCACAACAAUCGCCAAGCGCAAGCGUGCGAGAAAAGCAUGCAUCCCUUGCCAUCAGCGCAAGCGAAAAUGCGACACUUUGUAUCCUUGUGGGAUGUGCACCACCUAUGGAUACGACUGCAGGUACUCCGACGCCGACACCAAUGGUACUAUGAACAGAGGCGUACCUGUUCCGCCGCCAGCCAAAUGCAUCAGUCUCGAUGGUGAAGAUCGUCUGACGAGUCGGUCUGCCAUAGACCGCAGUCCGAGCCUUCGGUUUCAUAUGGAGCGAGACCGUCACGACGGCGAUGCCUCAUCAACCAAUACUCCCACUGUCGAGCCUGGCGCAUCUCCGGGCAUCUUCGACGCGCAGAAGUUCAGAUACUCCGGGGCAUCGGCGGCGAUGGCAUUCCCGCACAUACUGGGCGUGGCUCUCGGUUCCGACAGCCCUCCAAAGAUGCGAUCGUUCGCUUUCAACUUUGGUAUUCGCCCCGAGGAGGCGUCCAAUGCUCACUGCUUUCUGGGAAACCUCAUCUCGGAGGAAGAGCUUAGCUUUUUCUCGAGUACAUUCUUCUCAGUACUGGGCCCCAUUGGUGAUAUGGUAGACUCAAGAAUAUACACCCAGCGGUGUCGGGAUUAUUACCGUAGUUCAGGCAACAAUGCGGUCGCCUUUGCGGCUGUGGCAGCUGGCAUCGCUGCUCUCGGCUCAUUCUUGUCUGCUAACAGACACCCCCGGGAGUCCGACCUGGUCCAGUACGCCAAGGCCAUCCUCGAUGAUCCAGCCUCUAUGCGUUUGCAUGGUAUUGACCACAUCGUAGCAUGGGGCAUGCGAGUAUUUUACCUGCGGGCAACUACCCGGCCCAGCAAUGCUUGGAUCGCUUCGUGCACACAAAUGCACCUCUGUGAAGCGAUAGGCCUGCAUGAGGAAGAUACUAUCAAGAAUAUAGCGUCCAUCGCUGGCGCUGUUGUCGUUGGAAAUGAUGCAGAUCGCCUGAGGAGAAUUUUCUGGAUCUCAUGGGCCGGGCACAACAUGUUGUCCUAUGAGUACGACCGCUCACCCGUAGGAUUUCGGGCUGUGACUUGUCUGCCUAUCAUCUCAAUACCAGGAUCCGUUGCCGAACUGUUUGUGCAAUUGAUCCAGAUCAUUCCAUCGUCCAAUUCUCCGUUCCAGCUCCAAUUGCAGUCUUUAACCCCGAGUGAGGAACUGUUCAAGCGUCUUAAAGCUCUAGAAGAGCUUCAAAUUACCCAUCCAUUCCUGGUGGUGACUAAAGCAGACAUCGCAUUUUGCUUCUAUCGACGCCUUUACCAGCUCAAGGUGCGCUUGCCAGACGAUGUUAUUAAUCUUAUCGUUGACAGCGGCAACGCGGCAGUGGAGGCGGCCGAGCAGCAAGCUGCCCAGGGUCGUUUGUUUUGGAACGUUAUUGGUAGUGUUUUUCAAUAUUCCUGUAUCCUGCUGGCCAUGGACACACCGAUAGCCUCCGUCCACAUCGGCGGCGCAUUCAAGGGCUUGGAAAGCCUUGUCAGGGCUGCUGAUACAGGGCUGACACGUGAGGCGUUGUCGAUGGCGCGACAUCUACUCAGCCUCAAUAUGGCAAAGAAGCGAAAAGAACUUGCUCAAUUGGAAGCUGUUGAGGCGAGCUAUGAUCACUUACAGCCGCUGCCGGUGACCGAGGCCAAUGCCACGAUUCCAGAGAUGGAUUGGGCGGUCGACUGGGAUCAGUUUUUCAUCGAGCCAUAUUUAUCGAUGCUCGGAACUGAAAUCCAAUUAUAG